AUGUUCAAGUUCCACGUGGUUUGUGCCGUUCUGCUGGUCGUCUGCCUAGCCUGGACUAAAGCGUUACCAGUCAAGGAACAGGGCGUUGAGGAUUUAAUCGACAGACUGCAGCAAAUCAAACAGCUAAACGAUGCUUCACAAAUGGCACCAGGGACUGUCAGCAACAACAAAGCAACCGGUGAAAAGGAAAGAAGCCAUCUGGCAGCAAUAAAAACAAAACGAUCGCUCAACAACUCCGACCGGCGCACCCUGCUGUACCAAUACUACGCUCGCGGGUUGGCUCCGAUGUACGAUAAGCGAAACUUCGACGAAAUCGACCGGUACUCCAAGUUCAACGCCAAACGCAGCUUUGAACUCGCGGAUCUGGGCGAACGAAUGCACACUCCGAACAAACGCCAAUUCGACGAGAUUGACCGAUAUGCCAAUUUCAACAAUCGCCUGGGCCGCAGCAGUAUGGCCAACUACGUGAAGCGCAACUUCGACGAGAUCGAUCGGUACGGCAAGUUCAACAAGCGCCCCUUCCGGGACGGGGACAGCCUGGACGGCAACGUUUUCAGCCUGGACACCAGCCAGCUGGCGGACGAGAUGGGUGUCAUCAACGAGUAUGCCCAAUAGGAAAGCUCUAGCUCACACUCCCAAGCUACUACGAUGUAUGUAAUCACAAAGCAAAAAAUAAGAAAACAAAAAACAAAAAUUGAAACCAAAGGCAAAUUUUUACUAGCCAAGCUAAACAAGAGUUUAAUAAUUGAAUGAGUUGGAAUUUAGUUCAGUGAUUUGAUACGAACGGUAAUAGAUAGUGAAAAUUGUGUUAAUAAGCAGGAUAGGACAGGAUUUAAAAAAAAUGAAUGAAGUACACUAUAGUACUCGAUUAAAGCAUAAUGAUGGUGUCGAAAGUGUUCUACAAGGCUAUGGUUGGUUGAAUAAAAAUUGAAAUUUAAACAUUUGCAAAUAAUAAAGUUGAA
This is a messenger RNA of Sabethes cyaneus, 962 nucleotides long. RefSeq lists its product as uncharacterized. The record is from RefSeq and is a predicted model, not a curated record. Lineage: Eukaryota; Metazoa; Arthropoda; Insecta; Diptera; Culicidae. The transcript is spliced from 5 exons. Bases 1 to 615 code for a protein of 204 amino acids.